AUGGCCAGAAUGGAGAGAUGUUUACUGAAAGGAAGAUCUAGCACUGAUGGAAGAGGUGCGGUGAUUUUUACAGUAAGGAGAACAAAUGGACACACUUGCGACAAGAAGGUGUUGGUUUUGACAGGCUCUUCACAGGUUCCUGCAGAAGAGAAAUCUGUGAGGAGACGAUAUCGUCGUGGUGCACCGCCACCUGUGGAGCUAGAGGCGGUGGUGGGAGAUGCGGUCGUUGAAUCGAGUGUGAUUGGUGAAAUGGGUGAGCUUUGCAAGCCCUGGAAAAUUGAAAGAACCACAAUCCCAAAUCUUCAAGCUCUUACUCAUUUCGGGACUACCACAAUCACAGCUAGAAAUAUUCAUGAAGUGGAAGCAUCAUAUAGCUUAACGUUUGAUUGUUCGAUAUGUAUCAUCCGGAUGGAGGAACAAUUUUUCAUUUUGAAGCCAAAACAAUUUUUCAUUUUGAUUUUAUACAGAUGAUUCAUGGAUGAUAUUGGUGAGAUGGAAUGACAAAUUCCAAUUCUGUUAAAAUGGAAUGAUGAAUUCCAAUUUUGUUGGAAUCAAAGAAGUUGAUGCUUGAAGAACGGACCACAUUAUUCUUUUAGAAUGUAUUAGUCUUUGUUAGAUUUUGAUUUUUUCUUCCCCGUUUUGAUUGUUUUUUUUAAUUUUAUUCUUUAACAAUAAAUGUAAUUCCUAACAAUUGUUACCC
Lactuca saligna is the source of this 700-nucleotide messenger RNA. The record is from the annotation of a GenBank genome assembly. Lineage: Eukaryota; Viridiplantae; Streptophyta; Magnoliopsida; Asterales; Asteraceae.